AUUACACUGACUCGACGUACAGGGCUUGUAAUCGAUGAUGCGAGUCAGUGACAACAUUUUAUUGGCGCUCAAUAUUUUGCGCGUGUUGUUUUACCAACCUUAAAAGUAACAGUUACAAAAGCAAACGUCGAGAAAAUUUACAUAUUUCACAAUUUCUCUGUGACAUAAUGAGCAUUCUGACAACGAUUGCUUUUGUCUGGAUUAAGAUGGCGGUCUGAAAGGCAAGGUUUGUUGUCGAUGGGUGCAAAGUAUGUUUAAGUGCAUCAACCGAACGGCGCAGUGCACGAGGUAUUUCCAAGCAGCUGGACGCAGCUCCCAUCUCAACAACGGAAUUAAAAUGACGAACUCAGCUCUAAAGAGCGUGGUCGCAGACAUAACUCGCUCUCCUGAAGACAAGCGAGUUUACAGAGGCCUGGAGUUUAACAAUGGAUUGAAGGCCAUGCUCAUCAGUGACCCAACAACAGACAAAUCAUCCGCUGCUUUGGAUGUCCACAUUGGUUCUUUAUCCGACCCAGCAAAUAUCGCAGGCCUGGCGCACUUUUGUGAACACAUGCUGUUCCUGGGGACGAAGAAGUACCCAAAAGAGAAUGAGUACAGCCAGUUCUUGAGUGAGCAUGCUGGCAGCUCCAAUGCCUUCACCAGUGGAGAGCACACGAACUAUUACUUUGAUGUGUCUCAUGAGCACUUACAAGGAGCUCUGGAUAGAUUUGCCCAGUUCUUCUUGUGCCCGCUGUUUGACGAAAGCUGUAAGGACCGUGAGGUAAACGCUGUGGACUCUGAGCACGACAAGAACCUGAUGAAUGACGCUUGGAGGCUCUUUCAACUCGAGAAGGCCACUGGCAACCCAAAUCACCCCUUCAGUAAAUUUGGAACAGGUAACAAAUUGACCCUCGAGACGAGGCCAUCUACUGACGGCAUUGAUGUCCGCCAGGAGCUCCUUGAGUUUCACUCUACAUAUUACUCCUCUAAUCUAAUGGGCCUCUGUGUUUUAGGAAGAGAAUCCCUAGAUGAGCUGACCUCUAUGGUGGUCAAGUUAUUUGGAGAAGUAGAGAACAAGAGUGUGCCUAUCCCAGAAUUUCCUGAUCACCCCUUUCAAGAUCAAUAUCUAAAACAAUUCUACAAAGUGGUGCCCAUAAAAGACAUAAGGAAUCUGUAUGUGACGUUCCCCAUCCCAGACCUGCAGAAAUACUAUAAGUCAAACCCGGGACAUUAUCUGGGACAUCUGAUUGGUCAUGAAGGACCUGGAAGUUUGUUAUCGGAACUCAAAUGUAAAGGCUGGGUGAAUACACUUGUUGGAGGUCAAAAAGAAGGAGCCAAAGGAUUCAUGUUCUUCAUCAUCAAUGUGGACUUGACGGAAGAAGGCCUUUUGCAUGUGGAGGACAUUAUCUUUCACAUGUUCCAAUAUAUCCAGAAACUACGCACAGAGGGACCUCAGGAGUGGGUGUUUCAGGAGUGCAAGGAUUUAAACAAGGUAGCCUUCCGGUUCAAAGACAAGGAGCGACCCCGUGGCUAUACCUCCAAAGUGUCUGGUUUACUGCACUAUUAUCCGCUUGAAGAGGUUCUCGCAGCGGAGUAUCUUUUGGAAGACUUUAGGCCAGACUUAAUUGAGAUGGUGUUGGACAAGCUGAGACCAGAAUAUGUCAGAGUUGUUUUGGUGUCAAAGUCAUUUGACGGUCAAACGGAUAAGGCAGAAGAAUGGUAUGGUACGCAGUACAAACAGGAGGUUAUCUCUGAGGAGACCAUCAAGAAAUGGGCCGGUGCGCACCUCAACGGAAAGUUCAAGUUGCCAAUGAAAAAUGAGUUCAUCCCUACCAACUUUGAAAUUUAUCCUCUUGGGAAAGACUCUCCUGCUUUCCCUGCUUUAAUUAAGGACACAGCAAUGAGCAAGGUGUGGUUCAAGCAGGAUGACAAAUUCUUUCUCCCCAAAGCGUGUCUGAACUUUGAGUUCUUCAGUCGCUACUUAUAUGCAGAUCCACUGCACUGCAAUAUGACCUACCUGUUGCUCAGGUUACUGAAAGAUGAUUUAAGAGAGUAUACAUAUGCAGCCCGCCUGGCAGGGCUGGUGUAUGGCAUAGCCUCAGGGAUGAAUGCCAUCCUACUCUCUGUUAAAGGUUACAAUGACAAGCAGGACAUCCUGUUGAAGAAGAUCAUUGAGAAGAUGGCCACAUUUGAGAUUGAUGAGAAACGUUUUGACAUAAUCAAGGAAGCGUACAUGAGGUCUUUAAAUAACUUCAGAGCAGAGCAGCCGCACCAGCACGCCAUGUACUACCUCCGUCUGCUAAUGACUGAGGUGGCUUGGACCAAAGAUGAGCUCAGGGAGGCUCUAGAGGAUGUAACUCUCCUGCGCCUUAAGGCUUUCAUCCCGCAGCUGUUGUCACGGUUACAUAUUGAAGCCCUUCUCCAUGGCAACAUCACCAAGGAGUCUGCCCUUGGCAUGAUGCAAAUGGUGGAGGACACUCUCAUUCAGCACGCUCGCACGAAGCCUCUCCUACCAAGCCAACUGAUCCGCUACAGAGAGGUGCAGGUUCCAGACGGUGGAUGGUAUGUUUAUCAGCAGAGGAAUGAGGUACAUAACAACUGUGGCAUCGAGAUCUACUACCAGACCGACAUGCAGACCACCAACGAGAACAUGCUGCUGGAGCUCUUCUGUCAAAUCAUCUCCGAGCCGUGCUUCAACACGCUGAGAACUAAAGAGCAGCUCGGCUACAUCGUGUUCAGCGGUCCAAGGCGGGCCAAUGGGGUCCAAGGCCUUCGCUUCAUCAUCCAAUCAGAAAAGGCACCGCACUACCUGGAGAGCCGCAUCGAGGCGUUCCUUUGCACCAUGGAGAGAACAGUGGAGGAGAUGAGCGAAGAAGCUUUCCAGAAGCACAUCCAAGCCCUGGCCAUUCGCCGCCUGGACAAACCCAAAAAACUGUCCGCGGAGUGUGCCAAGUACUGGGGAGAGAUCAUCUCCCAACAGUAUAAUUUUGAUCGAGAUAAUGUUGAGGUGGCCCACCUGAAGACGUUAACUAAAGACGACAUUAUGCAAUUCUACCGUGAGCGCCUGACCCUGGACGCCCCCAAAAGACACAAGAUGUCAGUGCACGUGCUAUCCAGGGAGAUGGACACCUGUCCCCUCGUUGGAGAAUUUCCUGCUCAGAAUGAUGUCAACUUGACUCCUGCACCCUCUCUGCCCCAGCCGUCGCUGGUCCGGGACAUGACCGAGUUCAAGAGGAGUCUGCCUCUCUUCCCUCUGGUCAGGCCUCACAUCAACUUCAUGGCAGCCAAACUGUGAGUGGGCGAGCCUGACCGCGUCCACACGAAGGAUCCACGCAUGCUGUCACGGAACAUCGGGAAGACGAGGCUCUGACUGAGCCUGCAUGAGUGUGUGUGUGUGUGUGUGUGUGUGUGUGUGUGUGUCUGUGUCUGUGUCUGUGUCUGUGUGUCUUUGGUCGAGUACAUAUGAACGUCUGCACAUGCAGGCUGGAUCCACUACAAGGAGAAGCUCGGGAACAAAUGCGUGUAACAGAGAUGCACAGAUCACUGUAGCUGUGAUUAACGGUAGAGCCUCAUGUUCAAGUUGAACAGGAGAUGCAACACUUAAAAAUGAUGUCACAGUCCUGUAUAAGCAUUUGUAGAGGACAACCACCUGACAAAGACCUUUUUACUCAUUCUCAUGUCCCUUAUCUGCCUCGGCGAGAUGGUUUUAAUCCUCGCACGGUUUUCUUUUUAACCUGGUAAAAUGUUGGGACCCUUUUGAGGUAUUUUUAAUCAGCUUACCUUGAAGAACCUCACCCAUAAAAAAAUUAUUUAUUUUUAAUUUCAACUUUAAAUACUACAAAAAAGACAUCUCAGGGGGACUGACAUGCAGAUUAUUUUUUUUUUUUUAACCUUCAGUUCUAGAUUCAAAUAAAGUUUUAUCAGACUGUCAUUUACAUUAUUUUGUUCAUUUUAAUAAAUGUGAGAUCAAAUUCUGAUUUAGGUUUGUUGUGUAAAGAAUUGUCUUGUGGUCGGGACUGUGGAUUGUUAUGUCAGCACCACUGAGCUGUGGAAAAUCUUCCCCCGACGCCCCACCCCCCAUUCUAUCGUUAAUUGCCAAGUUAAGAUCAUUUCCAGGUGGAGAACCCUCUUCAAUCAAUUGCAAUGAACGAGAACUCAGCCAUGAGUCCAACAAGUGUGGGACAUUUCCGGAAAUGGGACGUUUAGCUUAUAUAUUCCAUUGGUUGUUCUCCAACUUAAUGUUAAGAAGACAUCUACAUUUGAAAGAUAAGAAUUCUCCAGGUUCAUUUCCAUUUUCAACUUUGUAACCACACACACACAAAUUAUUCCCAGGAGAGGAAGCUAGUACACCUGCAGCUCAGUAUUUUCCUACAUUUUAAGAUGCUGUCGGUGCCCAGCAAGUAGUGCACGUGAUGCUGCUGUGUUCUUAAAUAUUACAACACUUCAUUUGUAAUUGGAAAAAUACAUUUAUUCACAGAACAGAUAAAGGAUUGAACUCAAAACUGUGUGCAGGGAAAGCUUGCCAAGCUUACGCGUGCAAGUUAAAUAUUCCAAAGUGUCUUUUCACAAUAAAGUUACAUGUACGGACCGUCUCCUCUGAGGGAAAACGGCAACUUUCAGCUUUUAUUGCAGCCACAGCUCCACACUCUCACAAUUUUGUAAAAAUCAAGCAGUGAAACCUACUUGUGGUAAAUCUUUUCUAAACUUGACCCAAUUCACAUUCCCAAGUGUUGCUGGUGCAACAUUUGAGUCAACGGGAUUGGAUGAAUAAAUGAACCUUUUCAAUUUUUCCACACGUCCCCCAUUACAACAUUCAGCUGUCUACAGUGACAACCAUAUUGAAAUAGAGUUGAUCACAUGAUGAAAAACUUUUUUUUCAUCAAAAUUGUAUCCUCGCUUUUACGUUCCCAUGGGACCAGCAUGUCUGUCUGUGUUUGGGCAAAAAUUCGUAAUUUUAUAAGAUGUGAUUAUUAUUACGAGACUUCCAGACAAUCAAGGUGUAGGCCUGAAAACGCCAAAUGUGUGUUCACAUUGUUCUCUUGGGAGCAGCUUGAGGAGGAAAAGCACAAAGGACGAUUCCUGGCAGUCACUUCAUGCUUCCUGGUUGUGUUUGAACUACAAUUAACAUUUUAUCUUUCAAACAUCCCAAACACUGUAGUGACUCCCAAUAGAAACACCCCAAACACAGGCAAUGGGGACUUUUCCAGUAAAUGUUAUAAAACAAUUUAUUAUUAUAAAACCUACUUCUACAUGCCUUACAUUUCUUCUCCUUAAAAUACAAUUGAGGUUUUACAGUCCUCGCAUCUGUAGGUGUAGUGUACACAUUCUCUGGUGUGCGUGUUUGUGUGUUGUCCAUUUUCAGCAGAGCGAAAUAGAGGUUUAAAAACAGAGUUGGCAGGAUUCCAAUGGUGGGAAGGUCAUUUGUGGGAUGGUGACACUGACUGACACCUCAUCCACCGUGGGUCGACAUUUGCUCAGG
This is a messenger RNA of Phycodurus eques (leafy seadragon), 5458 nucleotides long. It is a transcript of the gene ide, whose product is annotated as insulin-degrading enzyme. Bases 251 to 3274 code for a protein of 1007 amino acids. Gene Ontology annotation, molecular function: metalloendopeptidase activity; metal ion binding. The transcript is spliced from 25 exons. The record is from RefSeq and is a predicted model, not a curated record. Gene Ontology annotation, biological process: peptide catabolic process. Gene Ontology annotation, cellular component: peroxisomal matrix; mitochondrion; cytosol. NCBI's taxonomy places the organism in Eukaryota, Metazoa, Chordata, Actinopteri, Syngnathiformes, Syngnathidae.